CGCCCGCGGCGGGGGCGGCGCGCUGCCAGAGGGUGCCGCCGCCCGCAGCGGCGCCGCCCGCGGCGACAGCUGGCGGAGGCCCUGGCGUUGCCGGAGGCUCCUUGGCGCGGGCGUGGGCUGCUGCCGCAGCUGGAGGUCGGGCGACGAUGCCGGCCGCGCCCGCGCAGGGCGCGGAGGACGCCGACGCGCGGCUGUUCUCGCUGCUGCUGCGGGCGAGGGACUGCCCGGAGGCAGCGUCGUGGGUGCCGCCGGGCGAGCGGCGCCAGGUGGUGUUCCUGCACGGCUGGCUGCAGGAUCACGCGUCGUGGCUGACCACGGCUCACCGGGUGCGGGCGCGCCACGGCCACGACUGCCUGCUCCUCGACUGGCCGGCGCACGGCCGGUCGCCGGCCCCCGCCGACCCCACCGCGCUCUCGGCGACGACGCUCGUGGGCUGCCUCCGCCGGCUGCUGGAACGCGCCGGCUGGGCGGGGUCGCGCGGCCGGCUGGUGCUCGCAGGUUGCUCGCUGGGCGGCGCCGUGGCGAUGCGCUACGCGAGCCUCCACGCCGACGACCGAGGUGGACAGGUUGGUCCUCGUCGCGCCCGCAGGCUUCGAGGAGAGCCGUGGUACAUGCUGAGCAGGCCGGGGCCGCUGCUGUCGAGGCUGUGCUCGCUGCCGCUGCUGCCCCCGCGGUUCCGCGGGCGGCUGAGCAUCGUGCGGCACACGCCGCUGUACCAGAACGCGCCCGACUGGUUCGCGACCGCGGUGGCGCGGCGCACGCCCACGCUCCUCGUCUUCGCCCAGUUCGACGAGCUGCAUCGCGCGCAGGCCUGGGCGGGCUGCCGCGCGGGCGACCCCCUGCUUCGCCUGCGCCGGGUGCUGGCGAACCACCCGCUGCUGUGCAGCGCCGCGGUUGGCUGGCCUGCCCCCCAGCUGCGGCCGGUGCGGAGCCGCGAGCCCGACUGUAGUGAGGCCCGCUUCGCGCGCGCGCGGCCGCGCACUCGCGGCGCGCGCCCUUUUUCCGCGGCCGCCAGCCCUGGCACCGCCCAGUGGGUGCUGGAGCGAAAUUGAGAUUGGGGCUUUAUACGCGAUGCCG
This is a messenger RNA of Prorocentrum cordatum, 1077 nucleotides long. The record is from the annotation of a GenBank genome assembly. NCBI's taxonomy places the organism in Eukaryota, Dinophyceae, Prorocentrales, Prorocentraceae.